Seminavis robusta is the source of this 933-nucleotide messenger RNA. The record is from the annotation of a GenBank genome assembly. Lineage: Eukaryota; Bacillariophyta; Bacillariophyceae; Naviculales; Naviculaceae.
AUGAAUAGCAUUCAAAGCCAAAAGACCCAUGCCAACGGCAUGGACGAUCCCGAGAACCAAGGGGCCAAGACUUUCGAGAGCAACUCCAUUGACGAACUUGGCAGUGUCGACAGCUUCGCGAACGAAUCGUUGAACGAGUUGAUGGAAUUGAAGAGUACCUUGCGGACCAUCAAAUGGAUCGUCGUCGCCCUGUUUGGCUCGGUGAUUCUCGUUUCGGUUGCUACCCUGACGGCUUUGGUAAUUAGUUUUCUUCGUAGUCCUCAGUUGUCUUCCAACGGGCAUCUCUUCCGCAUGACGACGACCAAGGGUGCUCAAGUUGGGACCGUCGGCAUUGGCCAGACCUUUCGUCUUCCAAUAUUCACCUUGCCAGUUUACGGCGGCAACAACGCCCUUGGUACGACUUCUGUCCACCCUCAUGCGUGUGUGGAUGUUCCUUCCGUCAAAAACGUGUGGCGAUCCGUUUUUCUCGGCAUUACGACCAACGUAAUCGUCUCUGGAGUCUACGAUGGCAGGUUCCGACCGGACGCAAGCAUCAGUGGUGCCAAGCAGUACGGAGCCGCACUCGUAUUCCAGGGUUCCAUCCAGAACCGCACGCACACUUGCCUCAACACGAUGGAUAAGGAUCUUCAAAUUUGUGUCAACUUUGCAAACCCUGGUUGUCGACGUGCUGGGGAACCCGUGGAAGAUGCUUCUGACCGUAGACUCCGACAGUUGACUUCGUCCGAGGUGGUCGAUACUCCUUUCAAUCUUGAGGGCAUCGACGAAGGCUAUGCUGCAGCCAGCAACGAGGGUGGGGCAAGCACGAGUUUUCCCUCCAUCAUACAUCACCGUCUGAUGACAGAAGAAUGUACUGGUAUCAUUGAUCCCUGGUGCCAGGACUUUGCCGCCCUAGAGUUGGUCGGACCGUGGCAAAACAAGGGAAUGGCCGUAUGA